GAUUGCACAAGAUAUGAUAUAUACCCAUCAUCAUCAUUAAUCUAAACUUACAGAUAUAUUAAAAAGAAUAGCCAGAAACCAACAAAAUAAACAUUGCAAAAACAUGGAAAAAGAAAAGGACUGAAUGUUGAAGUAGAGGAAGAUGAGGGUUGAGCAAGGAGAUGAUGGAGGUGGGGGGGAGCAGACAUCUUCCACUUGUCAUCCAUAUCCACCUCCAUUGGCUACAUAUGAGGAUGUAGUGUGCUCUCGUGACCUUUUUAUGGAUUCUUUGAAGAAGCUCCAUAUUUCCAUGGGAACUAAGUUCAUGGUCCCGAUCGUAGGGGGUAGGGACUUGGACUUGCAUCGCCUCUUUGUUGAAGCUACUUCUCGUGGUGGCAUUUCAAAGAUUAUGAGUGAAAAAAAAUGGAAAGAAGUCACUGCAGUUUUCAGCUUUCCAUCCUCAGCCACAAACGCUUCUUUCAUACUUCGCAAGUAUUAUGUUUCGCUGCUUUACCACUACGAACAAAUCUACUUCUUUAAGGCGAAAUAUUGGUCUCCUACAGCUUCUGAUGCUAUGCAAUCUUUGCCUCCGAUCACACCUCCUCCCUUUGGAUGCCCUGAGUAUGUGACGCCAGUGUCACAACGAACACACUCAGCUUCACCACAACAGAAAGCAAACACUGAAACAUUGAUUCCUCAAGUAUCAUUAACACCAUCAGCAGCCGGUUCUCCUGUGUGUGGUGUGAUCGAUGGCAAAUUCGAGAGUGGAUAUCUCAUCACCGUGAAAAUUGGAUUGGAGGAGUUUAAGGGAGUUCUCUAUCAAGUCCCAAAUAGUGAGAAUCAAAUGAUUCAAACACACAUCAACAAUCCAUCACUAAAAUCAGGAGCUCCACGUCGCAAGCGGAGGAAGAAAUCCGAGAUCAGAAAGAGGGAUCCCGCCCAUCCGAAGCCUAACAGAAGCGGCUACAACUUCUUCUUCGCGGAGCAGCAUGCAAGGCUCAAGCCACACUACCAUGGCAAGGAUAGAGAGAUAAGUAGGAUCAUCGGGGAAUCAUGGAAUAAGCUGCAAGAACCCGAAAGAGCAGUUUAUCAAGAAAAGGCGCUCAAAGACAAGGAACGGUACAAGAUGGAGAUGGAGGUGUAUCGGGAGAGUUUGCGAACGGGGCAGAUCACGACGGGCACGGCAGCACCCGUGCCCCAAGUGAGCCUGGCUGAUCUCAACAGCAAUGUGGUGGCGUUUGAGGGGGCUGCGGCCCCCUCUGCAUCUGCAUGCAACGAAGAGCAUGAGGCGAGCUCGGACAAGAGCAACAUGGAAGGGUUUGAGAGUGGUGGCGACAAGGACUCGAAUUGUGGUGAGUGCUCGCAGGCAGAGACGCAGCUGAAGAAUGUGGACAUUGAGGUUGUGGCCGAUGAGGCUUUCGAUCUGCAGACGAGGCCGGAUGGCGAGGAGAAGAGCUCCGGCGUGGUGGAUCAAGGUAAGAUGUUGUCUGAAGAUGGGAUAUCGGUUCCUGUUGAAGGGAUAGAACUGCUGCAGCCACCUAGUAUUGGUAAUGAAUCAGUUGCAGACAUGUAGAUUUUCUGCUGCAGGAGAUAAAUUAAUUCUCAGUAUAGUAGUUUCUUUUCUUAUAUACCAUGUCAAAAAGUAGAACUUGUUGUUUGGGAAGUCUCAUUUUGUUAGUAGUAUGAUUGAUAGUAUUAAUAGAUCAUUUCUCUCUCCCAUGUUUCUUCUUCUCUCUCUAGUUUCUGCGUUUCUUGAAUUUUGCUUUUUGUUUGAUUUGAAUCGUUUUCAAGGAACUGAGAAGUUG
Salvia miltiorrhiza (redroot sage) is the source of this 1784-nucleotide messenger RNA. Its product is annotated as high mobility group B protein 9-like. The transcript is spliced from 7 exons. NCBI's taxonomy places the organism in Eukaryota, Viridiplantae, Streptophyta, Magnoliopsida, Lamiales, Lamiaceae. Gene Ontology annotation, molecular function: DNA binding. Bases 143 to 1552 code for a protein of 469 amino acids. The record is from RefSeq and is a predicted model, not a curated record.